GCUGCAUGGGAAGACGGACUGGAUGUCUGUGCAUUUGGUUGGGCAUCUGAUGGGAAAAUUUACCUUCCUACCCGUUACCCUAGACCUGGCUGUGGGGGUAGCAGAGCCCUGACAUCUGGAUACAAGGGCUGGAUUGACCAAAAUGCUGGUGGGAAGGCAGAUGUUUAUUGUUUCAAGCUGUAACUUUAUCAUGAAAAUACUGCCAGCCAAAAAUUGGUGAAUAAAUUGUAGAAGCAGA
Lingula anatina is the source of this 238-nucleotide messenger RNA. RefSeq names its product hyaluronan and proteoglycan link protein 3. Gene Ontology annotation, cellular component: synapse; perineuronal net. The record is from RefSeq and is a predicted model, not a curated record. Gene Ontology annotation, molecular function: hyaluronic acid binding. Gene Ontology annotation, biological process: glial cell differentiation; central nervous system development; positive regulation of neuroblast proliferation. NCBI's taxonomy places the organism in Eukaryota, Metazoa, Brachiopoda, Lingulata, Lingulida, Lingulidae.